Messenger RNA from Sphaerodactylus townsendi, 475 nucleotides. Its product is annotated as V-type proton ATPase subunit e 1-like. Gene Ontology annotation, cellular component: proton-transporting V-type ATPase, V0 domain. The record is from RefSeq and is a predicted model, not a curated record. Bases 39 to 284 code for a protein of 81 amino acids. NCBI's taxonomy places the organism in Eukaryota, Metazoa, Chordata, Lepidosauria, Squamata, Sphaerodactylidae. Gene Ontology annotation, molecular function: proton-transporting ATPase activity, rotational mechanism. The transcript has a single exon. Gene Ontology annotation, biological process: proton transmembrane transport.
UGGUGGGCCAGAGCUGGCCGAGAGAGAAGGACGCGGCCAUGGCGUACAGCGGCCUUGUGGUGCCCAUCACGGUCAUGACGGUGUUCUGGGGGGUGGUCGGUGGGGUCCUCCCGUGGCUCGUGCCUGAAGGGCCUAAUAGAGGUAUUAUCAACACAAUGCUUGUGACGUGCUCUGUUUGCUGCUACCUCUUUUGGUUGAUUGCAAUCCUGGCUCAGCUCAAUCCGCUAUUUGGACCACAGCUAAACCAUGACGGGUUCUGGUAUCUCAACUAUCACCGGCACUGACAGUCUGCUUCUGCUACAGCUCUGAAUCUGUAAUGCUCCAAUGAUCCAAAGGUGCCUUUAAUGUACACUGAACCAUCCAAGACGACUUUAAUGCCUUACUACUUAAUCUGUUCCAAAGAAACCUGCUUAAAGCACCUCCUGUUUUUUACAUCUCUGAAAGUGCCUGUCAAAUACUAUGUACCUCUUCAGUA